Molecule: messenger RNA, 3740 nt
Organism: Neoarius graeffei (lesser salmon catfish)
Lineage: Eukaryota; Metazoa; Chordata; Actinopteri; Siluriformes; Ariidae
Gene: dhrs3b
Product: dehydrogenase/reductase (SDR family) member 3b
Exons: 6
Coding region: 908-1816 (302 amino acids)
Cellular component (GO): lipid droplet
Molecular function (GO): oxidoreductase activity, acting on the CH-OH group of donors, NAD or NADP as acceptor
Source: RefSeq, a predicted model, not a curated record
UAGAAGAGUCACUCUGUGCUGCUCUUCAGUCACACUUGACACGACAACAAACCUGUUCAGCCAUGUUGGGAUAGAACACAAGACCUUCAGAGACGCUGCACUUUUUAUUUAUUUAUUUAUCCCAACAUCACUGACGCUUUCCAUGCAAAAGGGCACGAGAGACACAGGCACGUGACCCGCUGUGUGGAAAGGCUGCCGCGAGCUGACCGAACGCUGCGGCUCGUGAGGGGGGCGGAGACUCUGAGCACGCGAAAACAAGCUCGAGCGUGACAACAUUCCUGCUGCUGAGUGAGCACCUGCAGUCCUCUCGCGGCGAGCGCUCGCGCAGCAGGUACACACACACACACACACACACACACAUAUAUAUAUAUCGGCUUUUUGAGGAUGAGGAUGAAGAUGAGGAUGAGGAUGAGGACGGCGACGAAGUUCUGUCUCAGCCCGCGAGCUGUCAAUCAGGAUUAACGGUCACUUUAAAAAAAAAAAAAACAACAGUCCCUGCUGGAGCUCGAGCUGGAAGUCUCGCGCAGCGCAGCGCGAGGCGACUCCGUCAAUCACUCAGCGGCGCGCGCGCAACAAGCUCCCCAGUCAUUUCUGUAAGUUUGUUUUUGCGCGUGCUCGCGGAAUGAGGCGCGCGGACGGUUCACAAACAAAUAAAAGAAGCGAGAACGCGCGUGCAAAGCGUCAGCACUAAAGGUCAAAGUGGAAUAAGAGCAAGAGGAGAGAGAGAGACACAGAGAGAGACACAGAGAGAGAGAGAGAGAGAGAGAGAAGAUAGUUUCUUUUGGGUCUAAAGAGAACCAAGAGGUUCUUCGAGAAGGGCUGACUGGGAAGGCUUGCACGCACAGCACCGCACCGCACGCGCACCACUAAACUGAACUGAGCCGAGCCGAACCGGACCGGACCGGACAUGGACCGGAGGACGCUGUGCUCCGUGCUGCUGCUGCCUCUUCAGAUCCUGUGCUGCACCGUCAAAGCGCUCGUGCGCGUCUUGAUCCCGGGCAAACGCAGAGAUCUGUCCGGGGCUGUGGUGCUCAUUACCGGGGGAGGACGCGGCAUCGGUCGCCACCUGGCCCGGGAGUUCGCCAAGUGCGGGGCGAAGAAGCUGAUUCUGUGGGGUCGCACAGAGAAGUGCCUCAAGGACACGUGUGAGGAGAUAACGCUCAUGGGGACAGAGUGCCAUUACUUUAUCUGCGAUGUGGCCAACAGGGAGGAGGUGUAUAAGCAAGCCAAAGUAGUACGAGAAAAGGUCGGAGACGUCACCAUCCUGGUGAACAAUGCUGCAGUGGUGCACGGGAAGAGUCUGAUGGACAGCGAUGAUGACACCCUUCUGAAGUCACAGCACAUCAACACGAUGGGGCAGUUCUGGACUACAAAAGCGUUCCUGCCUCGCAUGCUGGAGCUGCAGACGGGCCACGUCGUCUGCAUCAACUCCAUCCUGUCUCUCUCACCCAUACCUGGCACGAUAGACUACUGCACAUCCAAGGCCUCGUCUCUGGCCUUCAUGGAGAGCCUGACCCUCGGCCUUUUGGACUGCCCAGGCGUUGGAUGUACCACCGUGCUCCCUUUCCACACCAACACUGAGAUGUUCCAGGGCAUGAGAGUGAGGUUCCCGAAACUCUUCCCACCGCUGAAACCAGAGGUAGUUGCACAGAGAACAGUGGAUGCUGUCAGAACCAACACAGCCUUCGUUUAUCUUCCAUGGACCAUGAACGUACUGGUUAUCCUCAAAAGCAUCUUACCCCAAAGUGCUCUAGAGGAAAUCCACAGGUUCUCUGGAACCUACACGUGCAUGAACACUUUCAAAGGACGGACAUAAGAACCAGGAGAGAAAGUUUGUCUGUGCUGUUAAUUAAAGAUGGAGUGUGUAGCACGUCUGAGCGCCGGACGCAGCUGAUCAGAAACAAUGGAAAAGAGUCAUGGAUGGAGAAUCGAGGAGUCAGCUGUGCUUGCAGAGUUUUGUAGAGACUUUUAACGGAGGAGACCUAAAGAGACAGGAUGGCACGUUGCUUGUGGUCAGUGUUGUUCAGACUGCACGACUGACCUGUGGUCAUAUUCUGUUGGCUUAAAGGCUGGACUGUGAACUGCUGAAGGAACCAGCAAAGAAAAGCAAACAGACUCAUGAAAAGAGCCUUCCGAUUUGUUAACCUUCUCUUCUAAAAAUGGUCUAUUUUUUAACAAACUAAUGUCACACAAAAUACAACUUUUGAAUAAAAUACAGUUCGGAGAUGAAACAUAUUUUAGGGGGUGUUUUAGGAAAAAUGUCAGAUAUUCCUGAAGGGAUUUGAGCUUUACAUCGUUGCCAGUUUUGGGUGGACAUCUCCUUAACGAAUGGAAGACCAUGGCAGCUUUUUUUCCAGUUCAGGAAAUGAGCUCAGAGUGUGUGUGUGUGUGUGUGUGUGUGUGUGUGUGUGUGUGUGUGUGUGUGUGUGUGUGUGUAAGAGAGAGAGAGUAACCCUGUCAAGAGGUGAAUGUUAAAGCUCUCCACAUACAGUGAGCAGAGAGAAACGUACUAUCGCACACAAACCCGAUGCCAUGUUUAUCAGCCACAUGUGGCCUCAUUCAGUCAUUUCUUAAGAAACCAAAUAACAUGCUCGGUGAUUUAUAAAGAUUACUCGAAUGAACUACAUUACAUGCAAAGUCCAUCUCAAAAACUAAAUCUAAAAUAUAACUGCAAGUGGCGAUGAAAGGCCUGAGCACCUCCGGUUCCGUGACCCAUCACACGUUGUCAUCCAAAUCUGGAAUAAACCUGAUGAACUGUCUAGGAGCAGUAGAGCAGAUAUUGAUGAAAAAGCCACCCUUUCUGUCGCCGAAUGGUGGCGCUAUACCAGAGGGUCACUUUGGGUAUGUGGAUAUCAUCAGAACCGUCAUAUCCUAUAACCUGUGAAGUUUGAGCCAUAUCAGGCAAUGCAUCGCGAAUUUAUGACACAUUUCCUGUUUGCAUGGCUUAACAUAUACAUUUAUCGUUUUGUCUUUUCAACGUCUUCCAAGAUAUCGCAAAUCCCUUCGCAAUUCAAAAUCAGAAACAUCUUGACAUUACGUAUACCAAAUAUGGCAUGAAUCCAACAAGCCGCCUAGGAGGAGAACGUCAAAAUGUAAUGUGUCGAAAUGCACAAAAUCAAAAAUAACACACUUCCUGUUGAGAAUGGAUAAUACAAUGUACAUUACAGUUUUGUUCGUCUUGGGGCACUCCAUACAGCUACCAGAUUUGGCAUGGAUAGGUGAAACUACGGUACAUACCAGGCAAAAAUCUCAAUUACAUGUGGGGGUGUUAUGGGGUCCCCCAGACACACCCAGGGCCAAGCCUCUAUCGCUGAGUAGCGGCGGGCAGGACUGAUUUGUGUACCAAAUUUCAUGAGUUUUCACCCAUGGGAACCACCUCAAAAAUGGCCUAAGUCUUGAAGAAGAAGAAUCCUUAGGAAAACAAUAGGGCCUUGCACCUCCGGUGCUUGGGCCCUAAUUAGGUUUUGGCGUGUGCUAUUUGUUCUUACUAGUCAUUGCAAGACAUAAUUGCACAUCCACUCUUUACAUAUCACUGAUGACAGGCCAAAAGAUGCAUCAAAAACUCUACAAAAUACAAUAUGCUCUGUUCAUGUGUAUGAAUGAAAAGUUUUUGGGCGCAGCCAUGGCCUGAAGCUUACAGAAGCAGCAUCGGGCCUAAAGGGUCGCUGGUUUGAUUCCCGGCAGAGGAAUUUUGCUGUGUUUGAGUGUAUGUGUGACAAAUAAAGGCUUCUUCUUCUUUA